GACACAUGAAACGGUCCGAGCUGCGCACUGUACUACAUUUCCCAGCAUGCCCGGCGAAAACCACUGCGCUGGCAUCCUGCGAGGCUUCUACCGCGCAGAGACGACACCGAGCGGAAUUAAAGUCAAAACUCCAGUCGUUUUGUAUGCCUACAGCGUCGAAGAGGAGAACUGCUUCAAAGUUUUCGUUUUGGACCAAAAUCCAUCAACAGUGUCUUGAAUCGAGCGCGUUUCCAGACUCCAGUUCUGUUUUAUUACCAGUGGUUAUAUAAAUGCAGUGACGGCGGAGGCGCAGCGCGUUAAUCGGUGGAGGAAUUAGUAUUUUGUCCCCGCGGAGAUGUGGACGGUGUAGAGACGCCUCAGGGCGGCGUGGGACUCUGGAUGGACACACACCUCCUAAAACAGUAGUUACUGAAGAGUUGAGAGGCACUUGGUGUUAGUUGUGCCGUCCUGUUCCUCUUGUUUCGCCCGGUGCAGAGCGCUCACACCGGGGGGAGCUCCUCCUGUCUCCCACAGCGGGCUGAGGCCAACACGACAAUGCUCGACAUAAUGUCCGAACACCAAGAAUCACUGUUGACGUGCAAAGCAGAGCCUUUGCCUCCAGAGAAGAAGAAGAGGACCGUAGAGGACUUCAACAAGUUCUGCAGCUUUGUCCUGGCAUAUGCUGGCUACAUCCCAAGUCCAAAAGAGGAGAGUUCCUGGUCUCCCACAUCGUCCAGCUCUGCACACAGUUCAGGGUUAUCGGCAAACGGCGGUGGGGGCAGCAGCUCCAUGGGCAACCCAUGGGCCGACGGAAGCUCGGACAUCCACACCAUCCAUACGUUUGUCCGCAAAGCACGAGCCAAUAAGGGCAAAAACAUCCGACGUAUGCACUCAGACAGCACUCUGCUGGACAAGAUGCGACUUAAGGACUCUCUGUACGAGAGCCAGGCCAGCUCUAAAGCAGAGCGCAAAAAAGAGAAAAAACUCAAAAAACUGUCUCUGGGUUCUGCCAUGACAGGAGCAGACAGCGGCAGCAGCGAAAGUGAAAAGAGGGCUCGCAUUAAACGCAGCAAAAACUCCAAACAGCCUAAAGCCAAGAAGCUAAAGAGUUCGGGGCAGAAUCAGAUGGACACGGAGAUAAGAGCAGGUAGAGACGAGCUGAACGCACACUCUGCAUCCACGCCAGGCAGCCUGGGUAAGACGAGGACAGACGAGUCCCUGAGGGAGGCAGAAGUGAGCUCCAGUGAGGGGGAGACCUGGAUCGCAGAUGAAGACAUCAUGGUUGAAUCAGGUGAUGAUUCCUGGGACUUGAUAACUUGUUAUUGUGGCAAACCAUUUGCUGGACGGCCAAUGAUUGAAUGCAACCAGUGCAGUAUUUGGGUGCACUUGUCCUGUGCAAAGAUCAAGAAGUCUAAUGUCCCCGACAUCUUUUACUGCCAUAAAUGCAGAGACUUGAGGCGGUCAGGACACAAAAAGGACACCUAGAAGUGAAGAGGACAGGGGACACGUUUUCUCUGUCCUUUCCCUGUUCUUUUCUUUCGAUGCCUACAGCCAAAACAGCCUGAGUUAUGACCCAAGUGGAAACAGAAAUGUCAGUUGUUUGUAGGAUAUAAUUUGACAAUCGUUCUUAUUUAUCUUUUACAUUUUAGACUUUUCUUUGGGUACUGUGUAAACUGGACAGAAGUUGGGAGUGACAGCCAAGGUUAAUUUGUUACCGAACAAAUCCUAUUGUAAUGACUUAACGUGUGUGAUAUGUAUUCUCACAUAUUGCGUCUCAUUCGCUUCAUGUCUCAGUUUCAUUAUAGAAUUGAACGAAGCAAUUGACAAAUCAGCGAGACUUUUAGUUUUAAGUUUACAUCUUUCAAACUGAUACAAGCUAAACGUUUUUUCAAAUUGAUAAUCUUUAGAAAAAGUCACUCCUUUUUUUGAGUAGUUUCGUUUCAAUGCUAGACAGGCAGCUAGAUUUGCUUUGAUUGUAUUUGGGGAGGGAGGGGGUAGUUUUGUGUUUGCUUGGUGAUCACUGAAGGCAUCUCCAGCUCAUUCAGAUAACUGAUUUUCAAAUGCUCUUGUAUCUGAAUUGCUAACCUAUUAACAGUCAUAACUACACGUUUUCAGCAUAGCACUUUUUUAAAACAACCCAAACACCAUUUCAGAAGCAUACACUGGCGGCUACAACUGCAGUUUACUUAAUCUGUAAAAGGCAUGCACCGAUCUUCACUUAUUCAGCGCUUAAAGGCCCAUAACCAAUAAUAUUCAACGCGGUUUAUGUGUUUUGUUUUAUUUGUGCUUUUCAUACGGAAAGACCUGAGGAUGUAAAGUAGCUGUGUGGUAGUGUUGAACUAUUUCACAUCGGCGUUGGAGACUUGACCCAGACUGGCUGUAAAAUGCGUUUUUCUUGUAAAUUUAUUUUUAGAUGGAGAUGGAUCCUUCUCAUGUCCGAUGGAGUAAGUCGUUAUGUACAGAAAUUAAUUUGGCGCCAUGUUGGUGGCAGGAUCGUUGUUUAUAUUUGAUUUUACCGUGUCUGUUUCUGUUGGGAGAGAUCUGAGGAGUCUCUGGUAGCAAUUGCACUCUCAACGUGGUUCCUCUGUACAUAUUGUGUUCUUUGACAACUGUACAUAUGUGAAAGUGAAGAUAAACUACCCAAGCAAAAUCUAUAUUUUCUGCAGUCUGAUAUUGUUUUCUUUAAUUGUAGCUUGAGAAAUAAAAAAAUCUGGGAAGAUCUUUA
This is a messenger RNA of Periophthalmus magnuspinnatus, 2704 nucleotides long. RefSeq names its product PHD finger protein 23b (gene phf23b). Bases 535 to 1464 code for a protein of 309 amino acids. NCBI's taxonomy places the organism in Eukaryota, Metazoa, Chordata, Actinopteri, Gobiiformes, Gobiidae. The record is from RefSeq and is a predicted model, not a curated record. The transcript is spliced from 5 exons. Gene Ontology annotation, biological process: negative regulation of autophagosome assembly; positive regulation of protein ubiquitination; negative regulation of autophagosome maturation.